AUGGAUGGUGACUCUGACAUUGAUGUCUCUGGGUUAAGAGAUGGACUGCAUAAGGUGGCAAACGAAGAAACAGAUACCACCGCCGCCAACGAUGAUGUGCCAUAUGGCGCUACUUGCCGUAUAUGUCGUGGAGACGCUACCGACGAUAACCCUCUUUUUCACCCUUGCAAAUGCAAGGGCUCCAUUAAAUACAUGCAUGAGUCCUGUUUGCUGGAAUGGGUAGCUUCGAAAAAUAUAGACAUUUCCAAACCUGGCGCGGAUGUGAAAUGUGACAUUUGUCACUAUCCCAUUCAAUUCAAAACAAUCUAUGCAGAGAACAUGCCCGAGAAGAUACCCUUUUCCUUACUAUUAUCCAAGAGUAUUUUCACAUUUUUUGAGAAAUCUCGUUUGGCUAUAACUAUUGGGCUGGCUGCUGUAUUAUACAUAAUUGGUGUUCCUUUGGUAUGGAACAUGUUUGGUAAAUUAUACACUAUGAUGCUAGACGGAUCUUCGCCUUACCCUGGUGACUUAAUGAAGAGUUUAAUAUACGGUUACGAUCGCUCAGCGACUCCAGAUUUGACCACAAGGGCGAUUUUUUACCAACUUUUGCAAAACCAUUCAUUUACAUCUUUACAAUUUAUUAUGAUUGUGAUAUUACAUAUAGCGUUGUACUUCCAGUAUGACAUGAUAGUAAGGGAAGACGUUUUCAGCAAGAUGGUUUUCCACAAGAUCGGUCCAAGGUUUUCUCCAAAGGACUUGAAAUCCCGAUUAAAGGAGAGAUUCCCAAUGAUGGAUGAUAGAAUGGUAGAAUAUUUGGCAAGAGAAAUGAGGGCCCAUGAUGAAAAUCGCCAAGACCAAGGCCAUGAUAGACUGGACAUGCCAGCUGCUGGUGCUGAUAACAACAACAACAUCAACCGUCCCGAAGGUGUUGAUAGACCACUGCAGGAUAUUCGUGAACACCGUUAUUUCGAGAAUCUCCGUCAUGUUGAUGAACUAGAUAAUGAUGUGAACAGUAACGACGAUUCGGAUAAUAGUCUGCCACUAGAUGAUGACUCAUCCAGCAAUAUAGCCGAGCCCCUAAGUGACCAUAAUCAGAACGACGACGAGGGCGAUGAUAAUGAAGAAGAAGAGCACCAACAACAGCCGGAGGAAGAAAUAGAUUAUCGUGACCAUGUAGAUCCGAAUCCAAUGGACAUGUGGGCCAACCACCGUGCCCAGAAUGAAUUUGAUGACAUAGUAGCUGCUCAACAAAACGCCAUAAAUAGGCCGAACGCUCCAGUCUUCAUUCCACCUCCAGCCCAAAAUAGAGCCGGCAAUGUCGACCAAGAUGAACAAGAUUUCGGCGCAGCUAUUGGUGUACCGCCGGCACAAGCUAAUGCAGAUGAGCAAGGUCAAGGCCCCUUGGUGAUAAAUCUGAAAUUGAAACUGUUCAAUGUCAUUGCUUAUUUUGUGAUUGCUGUAGUUUUCACUGCUUUAUAUCUAGCCAUUUCUUAUUUGGUCCCAACAUUAAUUGGAUUUGGCUUGUUAAAAGUUUAUUUUGGUGUCAUUCAGAUCACUUUGCGUGGCUUAUCCAAUCUUUAUUACCUCUCAAAAAUUAACAUAGCCUACAAUGGGUUGAUUAAGCUAGUUCCUCAACUGGAUACCACAAUGAACUGGAUUUCGAACCACAUGAUUCACAAUAUCAUCAACCUCUACAAUGGUUACACUAAAAACACCAUGAAACAUUCAAUUUUCAUCCGUGCUUUACCCGCUUUAACAACAUAUUUAACAUCGAUUAGUAUUGUUUCUGCUUCGUCUAAUCUAGUGUCUAGGGGCUAUGGUCGUGAAAAUGGGAUGAGUAAUUCGACCAGGAGACUAAUUUUCCAAAUUUUGUUUGCGCUCAAGUGCACUUUUAAAGUUUUUACAUUAUUUUUCAUUGAAUUGGCCGGAUUCCCCAUUUUAGCAGGUAUCAUGUUGGAUUUCUCACUAUUCUGCCCGAUUUUGGCAUCAAAUAAUCAAAUGCUUUGGGUUCCUUCAAUAUGCACUAUAUGGCCUCCAUUUUCUCUCUUUGUGUAUUGGACAAUUGGUACCCUCUACAUGUAUUGGUUUGCAAAGUAUAUCGGAAUGAUUAGAAAAGAUAUAAUAAGACCAGGUGUUCUGUUUUUCAUCAGAUCCCCCGAAGACCCAAAUAUCAAAAUUUUACACGAUAGCCUAAUCCACCCAAUGGGUAUUCAAUUAUCAAGAUUAUGCUUAUCCAUGUUCAUAUACGCUAUAUUCAUUGUCCUUGGGUUCGGUUUCCAUACCAGAUUUCUCUUCCCAUUUGUUAUCAAGUCUACCUUAUUGUCGGUCCCUGAAGCUUAUAAACCAACAUCUAUUGUUUCGUGGAAGUUUGCUACAAUUUUAUUAACACUAUAUUUUACAAAAAGAAUUUUAGAAUCUAGUUCCUACGUCAAGCCUCUAUUGGAAAGGUACUGGAAGACAAUUUUUAGAUUGUGUUCGAGAAAAUUGCGUUUAUCAUCAUUCAUCUUAGGUAAAGAUACCCCAACCGAAAGAGGUCAUAUUGUUUACCGUAAUAUGUUCUACAAAUAUAUUGCUGCCAAAACUGCAGAAUGGUCAAAUCAAGAACUUUUCACUAAACCAAAGACUUUGGAACAAGCAGAAGAACUUUUCGGACAAAUUCGCGACAUUCAUGCUUAUUUUAUCCCGGAUGGUGUUUUAAUGCGUGUUCCUUCUUCUGAUAUUGUAUCCAGAAACUACGUGCAAACGAUGUUUGUUCCUGUCACCAAAAGUGAUAAAUUAUUGAAACCAUUGAAUUUGGAAAGGAUAAAAGAAAGAAACAAACGUGCUGCGGGUGAGUUCGGUUAUCUGGAUGAACAAAACACAGAAUACGACCAGUAUUAUAUCGUUUAUGUUCCUCCUAAUUUCCGUUUAAGGUACAUGACUCUACUUGGUUUGGUGUGGUUAUUUGCGUCGAUUUUGAUGAUUGGUGUUACGUUUGCUAGUCAAGCAUUAAUAAACAUUGCCUGUAGCUUUGGCAUACUUCCAGUCAUAAAACUGGUACUGGGUGGAAACAAUAGAUUUUAUGUCGUGUGGAAGGAACUUUCCGACAUUACUUAUUCCCAUCUGAACAUUUAUUAUGUUUGUAUUGGAUCCAUUUGUAUAUCUAAAAUAUCCAAGGAUAUUUUACAUUUCACAGAAGGCCAAAACACUCUGGAUGAACACAAUGUCGAUGAAAAUGCACCAGAAGAGGUGGAACAUGAUAUCCCUGAAAGAGACGCCAACAACGCUCCUGUUGAUAAUUUCAACAAUGCGGAAGAGGGCCAGGGUAUAUUAAUGACCAUCAUCAAUAGUGUAUUUGAUAGUAUGUUGGUAAAGUACAACCUGAUGGUGGCUAUUGCAAUCGUGAUUGCCUUUAUCAGAACUAUAACUUCAUGGAUUGUUCUAACCGACGGCAUUCUAGCCUGUUACAACUAUAUCACUAUCAGAGCGUUAGGGAAUUCUUCAUACACCAUUGGUAAUUCCAAAUGGUUCAAGUACGAUGAAAACGUUUUAUUUGUUGUUUGGAUUAUUUUAUCGAUGGUCAAUUUUGGAGCUGGGUUCAAAUCACUAAAGCUAUUCUUCAGAAACAGAAAUACCAGCAAAUCAAACCUUUUGAAAACUAUGGCAUUAGAGCUCUUCAGACAAGGUAUCCUACACAUGGCAAUUUACAUAUUGCCUAUUAUUACUCUUUCCUUCCUAUUUCUUCACGAUGUUCCUGCUAAGCAAAUCAUUGACGUCAGGCAGGAAUCCAGAAGUUUUGCUCUAUCGCUUAAUGAAUCUUUCCCCACAUGGACCAAAAUUCAGCACAUCUACUUUGGAUUAUUGGUAUCACUGGAGUCAUUUACGUUCCUCUUCAAGGCAACGGUACUGUUUAUCAAAUGGUUCAAGAGUACUGUACAGAACGUCAAAGACGAAGUUUACACCAAAGGUAGAGCUUUAGAAAAUUUACCUGAGGAAAAUUGA
Saccharomyces eubayanus is the source of this 3960-nucleotide messenger RNA. RefSeq names its product E3 ubiquitin-protein ligase SSM4 (gene SSM4). NCBI's taxonomy places the organism in Eukaryota, Fungi, Ascomycota, Saccharomycetes, Saccharomycetales, Saccharomycetaceae. Gene Ontology annotation, cellular component: endoplasmic reticulum membrane. The coding region runs from base 1 to 3960 and encodes 1319 amino acids. The transcript has a single exon. Gene Ontology annotation, molecular function: zinc ion binding. The record is from RefSeq and is a predicted model, not a curated record.